Eruca vesicaria subsp. sativa (arugula) is the source of this 587-nucleotide messenger RNA. The record is from the annotation of a GenBank genome assembly. Lineage: Eukaryota; Viridiplantae; Streptophyta; Magnoliopsida; Brassicales; Brassicaceae.
AUGGACUCCACUGGUAAUCAUGGAGGGAUCCAGCAACUUCUUGCUGCUGAACAGGAAGCUCAGCAAAUUGUCAACGCUGCUCGGACCGCAAAAAUGGCAAGGCUGAAGCAAGCCAAGGAAGAGGCUGAAACAGAGAUUGCUGAACACAAAACCAAUACUGAGCAUGGUUUCCAAAGGAAACUCGAAGAGACGAGUGGAGAUUCAGGUGCAAACGUGAAGAGGCUGGAGCAAGAGACUGAUGACAAGAUCGAGCAGUUGAAGAACGAAGCUUCCAGGAUUUCAAGAGAUGUUGUGGACAUGCUUCUCAAACAUGUCACCACUGUCAAGAACUGAUAUAUAUAUAUCUCGCAAUCAAUCAAGCCAUCUUUGUGUGUACACUGGUUUGAAAGUGUUAUUCUUUCUGAAUGGAUUUGUUCAUUCGUUUCUUUUUAAUAUUUUGUGGAUUCCAUGUUUCAGCUGCAUCGUUGAGUUGUUGUUUUCAUCUCUUCAAAAGACGUAUACAACGUUUGUGUUUGUAUUAUUGAGAAUAAAGGAACCAAUUGGAUUUUGUUUCCAUCAAGAAGAUCAGUAAGCAUGAAUGUUUAUGU